Messenger RNA from Aegilops tauschii subsp. strangulata, 1737 nucleotides. NCBI's taxonomy places the organism in Eukaryota, Viridiplantae, Streptophyta, Magnoliopsida, Poales, Poaceae. The record is from RefSeq and is a predicted model, not a curated record.
CGCGCUCGGCCGAGGCAGAGGCCCCCACGCGGCAGGGGCGCUUGUGGCGUGGCGCCCCGAGCCGCGGCCACCUGCCUGCCCGGAUUCCAUCGCCCCACCUCAGUGCUCGCGCGCGCGGCGCGAGUGGGCGAGUGCGGCGCGAAUCCGAUCCCCCCGUAUAAGAAGAAGCGGGGGUGAGUGGGCGGAUGGGAACGCGGCCCGGCUCGCGAAACCGAAUCCUCCCUCCUCCUCUCCUCCGGGUGCUGCUUCGGAAUCGGUAAGUCAGCAACGCAACAAUGGAAGAAGGGAAAGACAAGAAUAACACCACCGAGAAGGGGCUGUUCUCAAACAUGAUGCAUGGUUAUCCACCUCAUGGAGGAUACGGAUACCCUCCUCAAGGUUACCCGCCACCGGGGGUCCCCUACCCUCCUCCCGGGGCGUAUCCUCCUCCACCACAAUAUGGGUACCCUCAGCCCGGUGGCUACCCACCUCACGGUGGAUAUCCCCCCGUCGGCUACCCUGGCUACGGGGGUGGCCACGGAGGCCAUGGCUACGGCGGCGGGCACAUGGGCUACGGAGGCGGCUACGGCGGCGGCAGCCAUGCUCUCGGGCACCACCACGGAGGCCACGGCUACGGCCAUUAUGGUCACGGAGGCCAUGGCUACGGACACCACGGUCACGGACACUACCACGGCGGGCACGGCUGGGGGCACCAUGGCCAUGGAUAUCACCACCACCACCACCACGGCAAGCACGGUUACGGCAAGUUCAAGAAGUGCAAGUUAAGUCCCUCGACAGCAAUGGGAGGAGGCAACGACGGUCAUGGGUACCCACCCGGUGGCCAGGGGGGAUACCCUCCGCAAGGGUACCCGCCGCAGCAGGGAGGUUACCCUCCACAGCAAGGAUACCCGCCUGCACCUGGAGCUUACCCACCUGCACCUGGGGCAUACCCUCCUGCACCUGGGGCAUACCCUCCUGCGCCCGGAGCGGGUGGCAGUGACGGGGAGAAGGGGCUCCUCUCCAACAUCAUGCACGGUGUUGCCGGUGCUCAUGGUGGUGGCCAUGGCUACCCAUCUGGUGGCCACGGGUACCCCCCGCAGCAGCAUGGAUACCCUCAGCAAGGCUACCCUCCUCAGCAUGGCUACCCACCGCAACAGCAUGGCUACCCUCCACAGCAGCAUGGCUAUCCCCCUGCUGGCUACCCUGGCUCAUCUGGUCACAGUGGUAGCCAUGGAGGAGGAGGCAUGGGCAUGGGCGGCAUGCUAGCUGGAGGCGCAGCAGCUGCUGCCGCCGCUUACGGAGCACACAAGAUUUCUCACGGCGGCCACGGUGGAGGUGGACACAUGAUGGGAGGCAUGAUGGGCGGCCAUGGAGGCUAUGGCGGCGGGUACGGCCACCACGGCGGCAAGUUCAAGCACGGGAAGCACGGCCACGGCAAGUUCAAGCACGGCAAGCAUGGGAAGCACGGCAUGUUCGGCGGCGGCGGAAAGUUCAAGAAGUGGAAGUAAUGCGCUAGCUAGUAGCUUCACCAUGGCUGAUGAAUCAAAAAAAUACCUAAACUCUUCGUGUAGGCUUCCAGAACUUGGUUUGGUCAGGGAAAGCCUUUGAGAUGUAUCUAAGCAGGGUGUGGUGUGGUUGCUGCCCGGAUCUCGUGGAGCUUCCAUCCUUUCCUCUAUAUGAUUUGGCACUCUAGUCUGCGUCUGUGACAAGAUAUGACUUGCUAAUAAGUACCUGAAUUCUGUCUGGUGCUAUGCUUUA